UCCGGUCCGGGUCACUUCCGGUCGCCCGGCCGGACGGUUGUUUUAAUUUUUAGCUUAGUUUAUUUCUAAACCUGCCCACUGUGUCCACCAUGAGUGGUUAUUAUUGUAGUAGUAUAUUAAUUACUCAAGAAGAUAGUUUUGGACUCCAAUCGACCAUUUCCUGGUCCGGUGACCUGUGACCUGGAAUCAAUCAUCCACCAUUUUUAAAAGCCAGCUAUGGAAACAGGAUACACCAUCAAGCCCUGAGGAAGAGAUCGCAGAUCUCGAAACGCGUUGGUACUGGAUCUACUAGGAAUCCGAAUAUUCCACACAUUGGACAUCGACCCGGUGGUAAGCUUAGGAGCCAGAGCAGGGUGAAGUCUGGACCACCCUGCUUGUUAUAACACCUGCGGCUCCUGGGCUACCUUUCUGGUGUUGCCCUUUGUCGUCAUGGCAACUGGGGGAUGGUCAGACGCACUGGCCGGGAUCGGGCGCAGCUCUGAUGAUGUCAGUGCGUGAAUCCUGGCGGGACAACGCUGCGGCAGUGGGUGUCUCUUCACUGGUGGAGGGUGCUAUUUAGAUUAUUUUCCUGGAAGAGAACAGCUGCCAGAAUGGUGCACACCGCAGCCAGUAGGAGAUACCCUAGGAGCUGCUCACAAUGGGGACAGCAUGUUGUGUCAUGGACCCUGCUUUCUUUCGUGCUGGUGGCUUGGCUUGCUGGGUGUGUCCAUGCUGGUGGCAAGUCAUACACAGGACCCUGUGGAGGAAGAGAUUGCAGUGAAGGUUGUCAGUGUUUGCCAGAGAAAGGCAGCCGUGGGCAACCAGGACAACUUGGAGAUCAAGGUAGCCAAGGGCCACCAGGACUUAUUGGAAUAACAGGGUUACCAGGUCGUAAAGGAGACAAGGGUGAAAGAGGCCAUCCGGGGAAUAUGGGGCAUCUUGGAGAUAAGGGCCUGAGUGGUGUUACCGGUUUUCCAGGGGCAGAUGGCGUACCUGGUCAUGUGGGACAAGGUGGUCAUAGAGGAAAGCCAGGACAUGAUGGCUGCAAUGGAACGAAAGGUGAUGCUGGUGAGGCAGGACCACAAGGGCCAAGCGGUAACUCCGGGUAUCCUGGCGGACAAGGUAUCAAAGGCCAAAAAGGCGACCCUUACUAUAUUCCACAGGACCAAAGAAUUAAGCUGAGAGGGGAUCCUGGCGAUCCUGGAUAUAUUGGACACCCAGGUCCAAGUGGUCCUCCUGGAAGAGUGGGGUCUAUUGGCCCUAUGGGUCCUUCUGGAUUUCCUGGCUCUCCAGGACCUCCGGGACCACCAGGACCACAAGGCAGUAAAGGCAUUGGUAUUCAUGGGAUAAAGGGAGAACAGGGUGAACAAGGCCCACCUGGACCUCAAUGCACAAACUGCCAAGAGGGGAGAGAAGAGACUGUGCAGUCAUCUACUACAACCCUAACUGAUUAUCUGGGUGACAAAGGUGAAAAAGGUGAAAAAGGAAGUCCUGGACAUACGGGUGAAGCAGCUUUACGCGGAGAGGAGGGAGAAGAAGGUAUCAUGGGCUUCCCAGGACAAAGGGGGACUGCUGGCAAUGAUGGACUGCGCGGGGAAACAGGAAAAGACGGAUUGCCUGGGACAAGUGGUAAUCCUGGAACAACUGGCUUCAUUGGAAUAAAGGGAGAUCAAGGGGAAAUUGGUGCUCAAGGACCAGUAACUUACGUUACACAGCCUGCAACACGAAAAGGGUCUAAAGGAGACAUUGGAUUUCCUGGGAAUGCUGGUCUCGAUGGGCAACAUGGAGAAAAAGGAAGUCCUGGUUUUCCAGGUUUAAUAGGACAACCUAGUCCAUUUCCAGGAGCACCUGGAUCUACAGGUUUGAAAGGUGAAAGAGGUCACAAAGGAUACCCAGGGGAUCCAGGCUUGCCUGCUUUUCAACCUGGAAAUGGCGGAGAAGAAGGAGAACCUGGGCAACGAGGUCCUCCGGGUUUGCCCGGAUAUCCAGGUGGACGCAUUGGGCGAAAAGGUUUCCAGGGAGCACCAGGAAAAAAUGGACCAAAUGGAUUCCCCGGUUUUGCUGGUUCAAAAGGAAUUAAAGGUGAUCAGGGAGAUUGUAAAUGUUCUUCUGGUGCUGAAUUAGCAAGAGGACCUGCUGGAGAUCCUGGUCCUGUAGGUUUCUCAGGUCCUUCUGGUAUACCUGGUAAUAAAGGAGAAGCAGGAGAUACAGGAGGUCCUGGGCAGCCAGGUACCCCCGGUAUUGAGGGACUUCCAGGCAUCCCUGGUCUACCUGGCCCCGUUGGAGAAAAAGGAGACACUGUGUUUGCUACAGAGAAAGGUGUGAAGGGUGCAAAAGGUGACUCUGGUAUUCCUGGUGCUGUUGGGAUUGAAGGACUUCCAGGAAAGGAUGGAGCACAUGGUAUUCCUGGCUUACCGGGGCCUCCUGGUGAAGUUAUUAAAGGCGUUACUGGUGAACCUGGGUUUCCAGGUCCUCCAGGCAAUGAAGGACCUAGAGGGAACACUGGACAACCAGGUCUUGGGCUGCAAGGUCCAAAAGGUGCACGCGGGGCUCCUGGGAAGCCAGGACUCAAUGGAUUGCAAGGAAAUCCUGGAAUACAAGGUUUACCAGGUGACUGUUUCAAGGUGCCUGGUGAAGAUAAUGAAAUAGGCCAAAACGGUAAUGGCUGUGUAUUAGCUCCACCUCUUGCGCCAGCUGGAGCCCCAGGACCUCCUGGAUUACCGGGAUAUAAUGGUAUAAGAGGUUCAAAAGGUCAGUUGGGAGUACCAGGUCCUGACGGAGUCACUGGCUUUAAAGGAGACAGAGGUGAUCCUGGACUUGACAGUUUGCCGGGUGCAGCAGGAUUCCCAGGUCGAAGAGGAGACCGUGGUAAACCUGGCCAAUCAGGCUUGCCUGGGGCACCUGGUCCUGCUGGGAAGCCCGGUGUACAGGGAUAUGAUGGAGUAAAAGGUAGUGCUGGUGAGGUCUUGGGAGCUCCUUCUGGAUCCCCGGGAGAUAUUGGACUUCCUGGUCUACCAGGCCUAAAAGGCAAACUAGGCGACGCUGGCAUUCCAGGGUUCCAAGGUAUCAAUGGUAGACCGGGGAAUUCUGGACAAAAAGGAAUUCAGGGUGAUCCUGGAAUUCCCGGAUCUCCCGGUUUACCUGGAACAUCAGGUAAUGGUGGAUUUCCAGGAAUGCCGGGAAAGCAAGGAAAGCCAGGCACAGUUGGAUCCCAGGGACUUCCAGGUUCACAAGGACAGAGAGGGGAUGAAGGAGUGCAAGGACAGCCUGGACAAUCCUGGAUAAAAGGCCUGGCUGGAGAUGCAGGAUCUGUGGGAACUGUUGGCAUAAGGGGAAGGUCAGGAAAUCCCGGUUUUUCUGGUUUGCCGGGAAUGGAUGGACACCCUGGUGUAAAAGGAAUAAAAGGGUCACGCGGCAUGGCUGGAUUUGAAGGAAUGAAAGGUGAGAAGGGAAGGCCUGCAGGAAGAGGACCAAAGGGACAAUUUGGCAACCCUGGUGUAGCAGGAUUACAAGGGUUUCCAGGACAAGGAGGCAUAAAAGGAGAACGUGGUGAAAGAGGUCCACCAGGACCUAAACCUGAAAUAAAGCCAGAGAUGAUAAUGGAGAUGAAGGGGGAUAAAGGAGAUCUUGGUCCUCAUGGAUUUAAAGGGGAAACAGGCCUUAAGGGAUCAAAAGGAAUGCCUGGUCAUCCCGGGCAGCCGGGCCAGUCAGGCUUACCAGGAAUGCCAAACUAUGACCCUGGCAAUAAAGGAGAAUCAGGACAAACUGGACUCACUGGCUAUCCAGGGGUUCCAGGCCAAGUCGGUCCACCAGGCAUUCGUGGAUUCCCUGGUUUUACCGGUCCCAGAGGUUCGCCGGGUCUCCCUGGUAUUUAUGGAUUUCCAGGUGCAAAGGGUGUUUUCGGAGACAAAGGAGAAAGUGGAGACACUCUAAAUAUACCAGGGGAGAGAGGACUCAAGGGAGCGAUAGGUGACCCCGGAUUCCCAGGACAGUCAGGAAGACUUGGCGACAAAGGAUUCUUUGGAGAUAGAGGAACAAGUGGCAUUGAAGGGAUGAAAGGAGAAACUGGACAACCGGGAAACAAGGGGCAAACAGGGUUGCCAGGCCUUUUGGGAUUGCCUGGAGACCAGGGAGAGCCUGGAUUCCCAGGGACUACUGGUGAAAAAGGAAGAUUUGGAAAUCCAGGUUUACCUGGUCAGCAAGGCUUUCCUGGACCAAGAGGAACUUCUGGCCUUGAAGGUCCAGCAGGCAGAAAAGGAUAUCAGGGGGCGCCAGGGGCUGAUGUACCUGGCCUACCAGGCUUAAGAGGAAGUGCUGGCGAAAAGGGCAGUCAGGGAGAGCAGAGCACGGUUGUUGGAUUUCCUGGCAAUGUAGGUGCUAAAGGAGCCAAAGGAGAACCAGGUUCUCCUGGUACCAUGGGUUUACCUGGAUUUGUUGGAAUGCGUGGAUUUCCUGGUAUUGCCAACCGGUCGGGGAUACCCGGAGAUGUUGGGGCUCCAGGACCUAGCGGACAGCCAGGCUACACAGGUCCUCCGGGAAGACCAGGUGUAUCUGCACAAGCUGGUGUUAAAGGAUUACCAGGAUCACUCGGAUUACAAGGAUUUGAUGGUGUUAAAGGAAUUCCUGGUGACAGAGGUCAGCAAGGCAUCACUGGUAUCUCUGGAAAUCCAGGAGUAAAAGGACAAAAAGGUCAACAGGGAAGGGAUGGUUUAUUUGGGAAACCUGGAUUUCCAGGAGACAGAGGUCCUAAAGGACCAAAGGGUGACAGAGGGCCCACAGGGCUGCAGGGUCAACCUGGAAUUCCUGGCUUACCCGCUGCAUCAGUGCGCAAGGAGGCAGAACGAGGGGUUAUUGGUGAAAUAGGGUUGGUUGGCCCUGUAGGCUUACGAGGUGACAUAGGACCUUGGGGACCUCCUGGUGAUGAAGGUCUACAGGGUCCAUACGGUAAACAAGGCAUACCGGGUGUACCUGGAACAUCUGCUAGACCUGGAACUCGCGGAGAACAGGGACCUACCGGACAGAGGGGCCCUGUGGGAUAUAAAGGAGAUGCGGGUGUACCAGGCACUGCUGGGAUGCCAGGCAUGCCAGGAAGAAGUGUGAACAUUGGCUAUCUCCUAGUGAAGCACAGUCAGACUGACCAAGAGCCAAUGUGCCCUGUUGGCAUGGGAAAACUAUGGAGCGGAUACAGUCUUCUGUAUUUUGAAGGGCAGGAGAAAGCACACAAUCAGGACUUGGGUCUUGCUGGUUCUUGCCUGCAGCGCUUCAAUACAAUGCCUUUCCUAUACUGUAACCCAGGAGAUCUGUGCUAUUAUGCCAGUCGUAAUGAUAAGUCUUACUGGCUGUCAACCACAGCUCCACUUCCAAUGAUGCCUGUGGCAGAUGAAGAAAUUAAACCCUACAUAAGUCGCUGCACUGUCUGUGAGGCUCCUGCUGUCGCAGUUGCUGUCCACAGCCAAGAUACUUCCAUUCCAUUCUGCCCAAGUGGCUGGCGGAGCCUGUGGAUUGGAUAUUCAUUUGUUAUGCACACAGCCGCAGGUGAUGAGGGAGGAGGACAAUCCCUUUCUUCUCCAGGCAGCUGCUUGGAAGACUUCAGAGCAACUCCAUUCAUUGAAUGCAAUGGUGGCCGUGGGACUUGCCACUACUUUGCUAACAAAUACAGCUUCUGGCUUACAACUAUUGAGCAGCCCUUCCAGACCUCUCCGCUUGCAGAUACACUGAAAGCUGGACUGAUUCGAACUAAUAUCAGCCGAUGCCAAGUUUGCAUGAAGAAUCUGUAAAAGAAAAGAAAAUAUGCUUAUUAUCUUUUUUAUAAGAAAAAAAUUAACAAGAUUUAUAAUGGUGCUCGAUUUUAACUUAUUACCUCGCAAAGUACAAGUUGAUUUCACAUUUAUUUAAAAAAACAAACAUAUAUAGCGUCCUGCAUAUAUUGUUAUUUCCUUUGUUACUCACCCAUAUAGUAGGGACCAAUGUUAUUACAGUGAUAUGGAUUUAGGACACAACGUCAUGUGAAUGAACCUAAGCACGUACAUAUUUACAAUAUGAGGUGCUAGGUAUUGUCAGUAGUUUUGCCAAAGAAAAUAAAAUAGUUACUGUGGCACUUGGAUGGCUGGCCGCUGCACUCAGAAUGAUUCACACUCCUACUAGCUCCCACCUCAGGACAACUGUUCAAGUUUGGAGUAAUAAGUUUCAUGAGUGAGCAGAUCACACCAAGGAGAAGACAUAGGCCCAGAUUUAUCAAGCUUUGGAGAGAGAUAAAUAACA
Pseudophryne corroboree (corroboree frog) is the source of this 6240-nucleotide messenger RNA. It is a transcript of the gene COL4A2, whose product is annotated as collagen type IV alpha 2 chain. Gene Ontology annotation, molecular function: extracellular matrix structural constituent conferring tensile strength. The record is from RefSeq and is a predicted model, not a curated record. Gene Ontology annotation, cellular component: collagen trimer. Lineage: Eukaryota; Metazoa; Chordata; Amphibia; Anura; Myobatrachidae. Bases 591 to 5756 code for a protein of 1721 amino acids. Gene Ontology annotation, biological process: glomerular basement membrane development. The transcript has 50 exons.